Messenger RNA from Dibothriocephalus latus, 276 nucleotides. NCBI's taxonomy places the organism in Eukaryota, Metazoa, Platyhelminthes, Cestoda, Diphyllobothriidea, Diphyllobothriidae. The record is from the annotation of a GenBank genome assembly.
GUCAAGACAUGGAAGCAGUUCUUGGACCUUCUAUCUUCGGUCUCCUUCGCUGGAGAAGAGACUGAGUGGAGCUUUCCAGAUCCGCUGCCGCUAACUGUCACGUGUGGAGAGGCACAGUCCAAUCCCUCGAAGCCGCAGUUCAAUCAUUUCCUCUUUGAAGUCAUCUGUCUUUCGGUGAAACUCACCUGCGCUGUGGACCGCGGUUCAAUUGUGCACUUUGAGGCGGCCCUAUUCCCCGUCUUUCAGGAAAUUCUUCAAAACGACAUUACAGGUUAG